Juglans regia (Persian walnut) is the source of this 1566-nucleotide messenger RNA. RefSeq names its product GABA transporter 1. The transcript has 7 exons. The record is from RefSeq and is a predicted model, not a curated record. Gene Ontology annotation, cellular component: plasma membrane. Lineage: Eukaryota; Viridiplantae; Streptophyta; Magnoliopsida; Fagales; Juglandaceae. The coding region runs from base 98 to 1489 and encodes 463 amino acids.
UAUUUCUGAUAUUUCAGUUUUCUUCUCGUUUCGCGUCCUUCUCUCUCUCUAUUUCGUCUGUCCUCUGAGUCUGAGAGAGGGCAAGAGACAGAGAGAGAUGAGUACGCUGCGACCAAGCUCAGUAGCAAUGCAUGGAGAAGAAAAUCAUGCAAAGGUCCCCGAAGAAGCACUGAAUCAGCAGGACCUUGAUGCCGGUGCUCGCUUUGUUCUUAAAUCCAAAGGAUCAUGGCUGCACUGUGGUUACCACUUGACAACAUCCAUUGUUGCUCCACCUCUCUUGAGUCUUCCAUAUGCUUUUACCUUCCUCGGAUGGACGGCUGGGAUUUUCUGCGUGCUUAUUGGAGCCCUAGUGUCCUUCUAUUCCUACAACUUGAUAUCCAUGGUUCUUGAACACCAUGCUCAACUGGGUCAUCGCCAACUCAGGUUCAGAGAUAUGGCUCAUGACAUCUUGGGACCAAGAUGGGGUUGGUUUUAUGUGGGACCAAUUCAGUUCAUGGUUUGCUAUGGUGCUGUUGUUGCUUCUACUCUUCUGGGUGGACAGUGCAUGAAGACAAUUUACUUAUUAUCGAACCCAGAUCAUGAAACUAUGAAGCUAUAUCAAUUUGUGAUCAUAUUUGGAUGCUUUAUGUUGAUUUUGGCUCAAAUCCCAUCUUUUCACUCAUUGAGGCAUAUCAACUUGGUAUCUUUGGUUCUCUGUCUUUCCUAUAGUGCCUGUGCCACUGCUGGUUCCAUUUAUAUUGGACAUUCAUCCAAAGCACCAGAGAAAGACUAUUCUGUAAUGGGUGAAUCUGAUGAUCGCAUCUUCGGUAUCUUCAAUGCCAUUGCCAUCAUUGCCACAUCGUAUGGAAACGGAAUAAUUCCAGAAAUCCAGGCAACGAUAGCACCUCCAGUGAAGGGAAAGAUGUUCAAAGGACUGUGUGUAUGUUAUGCAGUAGUGGCGGUGAAUUUCUUCAGUGUAGCCAUCUCUGGCUACUGGGCAUUUGGUAACCAAGCUAAGGGCCUCGUACUCAGCAACUUCUUGGACAUUAAUGGCAGACCUUUGGUGCCGAAAUGGUUCGUUCUCAUGACUAACAUCUUCACCAUUCUCCAGCUAUCUGCUGUUGGUGUGGUAUACUUGCAGCCCACAAAUGAAGUGCUUGAGCGUGCGUUUGCUGACCCAAAAAGCAAAGAGUUUUCUCCUCGAAAUGUUGUCCCCAGGUUGAUGUUUCGGUCACUAUCCAUUGUAAUAGCGACAACCAUAGCAGCAAUGCUUCCAUUCUUUGGAGACAUCAAUGCGCUAAUUGGAGCUUUUGGGUUCAUUCCCCUUGACUUUAUAUUGCCUUUGGUGUUCUUCAACUUGACAUUCAAACCAUCCAAGCGGAGUCCCAUUUUCUGGUUGAACAUCAUUCUCGCAGUUGUUUUCUCCACCUUGGGGCUCAUUGCAGCUGUUGCAGCAGUUAGACAAAUAACCCUUGAUGCCAAAACCUACAAGUUAUUUGCUAAUGUAUGAUCGCCCAACCCAAAGUACUUAUGCAUGUAUCAUCAGCUGAUUGGCUGAAACCUACGCAAUACAUUCAAUUUAUUAAA